GGCGCGCCCGGCGUGGCGGGCGGGCGGUGCAUUGUGCGCGCGGCGGGGCCGGGCCGGGGCCAUGGAGCGCUGGACCGGGCGCGUCGCUCUGGUCACCGGCGCCUCCGUGGGCAUCGGCGCGGCCGUGGCGCGGGCGCUGGUGCAGCACGGCAUGAAGGUGGUGGGGUGCGCUCGCAGCGUCGACAAGAUCGAGAAAUUGGCAGCUGAAUGCCAGAGUGCCGGCUAUCCAGGGACCCUCAUCCCGUACAAGUGUGACCUCUCCAACGAAGAGGAGAUCCUGUCAAUGUUCUCCGCCAUCAAGACCCUUCAUCAAGGAGUUGAUGUAUGCAUCAACAAUGCGGGGCUGGCUCGCCCGGAACCCUUGCUCUCGGGGAAGACGGAGGGCUGGCGGACAAUGAUAGAUGUCAAUGUGAUGGCUGUAAGCAUCUGCACCCGAGAGGCAUACCAGUCCAUGAAAGAGAGAAACAUCGAUGAUGGUCAUAUUAUUAACAUUAACAGUAUGAACGGUCACAGCGUUGUGCCGCAGUCGGUGGUGCAUUUUUACAGUGCCACCAAGUACGCAGUUACAGCCCUCACGGAGGGGCUGAGGCAAGAACUCCGAGAAGCAAAGACUCAUAUACGAGCUACAGAUGUGCUCUGCUUUUUUUCCAGUGUAUAUCACCAGGACUGGUGGAAACAGGAUUUGCUUUUAAACUUCAUGAUAAUGACCCUGAGAGAGCUGCUGCGACCUAUGAGAGCAUUCGGUGUCUCAAAGCUGAAGACAUGGCUAAUGCUGUCAUAUAUGUCCUCAGUGCCCCACCUCAUGUACAGAUUGCAGAUAUACAGAUGAGGCCCACGGAGCAAAUAUCAUAGCGAACGAAGAGGAUCGUGAGCAGCACCGUCUAUCCACUCCACUUCGAACCCUCUCACAAUUUAGGGUGUCGUCGGCUGGCUAGCAGCGUUUUAAUCGAGUACCAAGGAUCACGUUUGCAGAAUUAUUUUUCUCUCCCUCUCUCUGAGCUGGUGCCGGUGCUGAGCCAGUUUAAAGAAAAUAGUAGUGGGUCUCUUUCUCCCCCACUCCUUUCUGAAACUGCUUAAGAGUAAAAUGUAUUUGAAAAUAAUGCAGGGAAGUGGUUUGUGGAAGAUUGUUGUCCCCAGGCAGGUGUAUUCUUCCUUUAGCUUUUUUUUUCAAGGUUUGUUUCAAUCUUGUUUGCUGAUGCUGUGUCUGAACGUAGGUGAAGUGGUGCAAGUUGUUUGCCUGCUUCAGUGUGCUUAGGGUUGGAGAUUUUCAGUGGAUGUCAUACAUGAAUCCAUUUAAUUUUGGGGUUUAUUUUCAUCAGAUUUGAUUACUGAUGGUAAUGAUGCAUGUGAUAUUUUUCUACUUCUUUCAUACUCCACUGCGCUAGACCCAGUGUACAGUGUUCCUCACCUCCCCAAGCCCUCCUUUCCCAUUCACAUGAAUCAUGCCUGCCAAGUCUGAGGAAGUAUAAAUGUGUGUGCUUGCUAUUUCUCUUUCUUUCUAGGUAGGUAGGCAAAUAGUUGGAAGAAAAGUACCUGUACUUCUGCAGGUUAGAAUGAUCAUCUAAGUGGCAUAGUUACAGUAAGAGUGAGUUGUUUGGUGUUUUUAAUAAAAACUAAAUGUGUGCUGUCUUGUGAUCACUUCUAUCCUUGGUAUCAUCUCCCAGCACUCUUGAUGUUUUGUAUGUGAUGUUUGCAUGCAUUGACACUUUUCUGGAAAUAUUGAUCGGUCAUAGAAAGAUGUAUGGUGCUGUUUAAAUGCUGGUGCUGAUGAGCUGGAAAUGUUGGAAGUUUGUUUAUAUGCAGAGAUAUAAACUCGGAGAGAGAGAGAGAGAGAGAGAGAGAGAGUGAAAUGAACCAUGCCGAAGCUGUCCAGAAUGAAAAGAUGAUAGGAGGGGCAUUUGCCUACAAAGCAGCAGGUAAAAGGCCUGGUUCAGAUCUCGUACUAGUUCUGCGCUAGUGCAGCCACAUUGUUUUGCUCUGGAUUUAUUAUAACUUGAGGGAGAAGAGAAUUGGCCUCAAAGCUGCUGUGUGCAGAGCUGGAGCCCACUUGAGUUAUCUGAAGACUCUUGCAGUGUGGCAGAAACAGGUCUGUGUGUUGUCUGACGUGCUGCAGACCUAAGGAGCUGUUAAUGUACGUGUUGCCUUACCGUUGCAGAUUGGCUCCUGCUGCACUCUGGACUUUUCUGUAGGGUUUUGGAAGGUGAACUGUUGGUUUAGGGGGAGUAGGUACUGUCAGUUGGUCAGAGCGGAGGACUGGGAGCCAGAGAAACUUGGGUUGGAUUGUUUUACUUAUACCAGUAGAGCUCUAUGGGAGUUCAUGUGUGUUACAACACCAUAAGGGGAACAGAAUUGGGCCACUAUUUCAUGAGUUUCAACUCCCUGUAAAGCCUUGGGCAAGUCACUUUACCUCUCUGCCUCAGUUUCCCCAUCUGUAAAAUGGGGAUAAUAAUACUUACCUACCUCACAGGGGUGUUGUGAGGACUCACAAACUUUUGUAAAGCACUUUGAAUAUGGGGAGCGCUAUGUAAGUGCUGAGUGUUGAUAUGAAGUAUUAUUAUUAAUUAAAUCUUGUGAUACAUAGAAUUCCUUGUGCCAAAGGUGAGCAACUGUAGAAGGAUACAAGGAGAAAACUGGUAAAACAUGCCUUCAUAAUGGCAAAACAAAGGCAAUUUGCCCCUUUUUUUUCUCUUUAUAAAUACAUGCUCGUGGUGUGUUCUGUCCAUUCCUAUCUGUCACCGGUUUCUGUGGGCAAGCACACAUAACCUCGUCUCUGGGUUUAGCCUUUUAAUUUACUAUGAGUGAAAUUCAUGCCCUGUGGUGAAGUCUCGCGCCACUGUAGAGCACUGCCCUUCUCCACCUUGCCCAGGUGGCAGCUUUGUGUGGGUUCUUUGCAUAGAGCUGGGUUUCACCCAUGGCGUUUUUGUUAGAUCGUGUCACUGGAAGAGUGACCAGCCCAGGUCUGCAGGCAGCCAGUGAUCCUCAGCGCAGCAGAGAGCUUGCACCAGCUGGAAGAGCUCUUCAGUCUUCGUGCCACUGUUAUGCUUAAUUUGGAGGCACUUGGCUAAGGAAGGUUCAAGCACUACCGUGAUUUUUUGUGAUGCCCCUGUCAUGUUCAGCUAGACUUGAUAUGAAAAUUCCUGGCAUUUUCUGUAAAGUUUCUUUUGCAGGAGCUUGUUGAAAUUCAGCAGAUGCACUGUGUGCCAUCUUUUUAAGACGUGAUAGUUGAACUAGGAGUUGGAGGCAAAAAAGAAAAAAAAAGUUGAGAAAUUAGGAAAUUCUGAGCCAAAACAAAACAUGAGCAGGGAUGUGGAUAGCAUGGGUGAAACCCUCAAACUAGUGGUUACAGGUGUUUACAAAGUUCAGCAGAUGUUGAAAUUCACAGCUGAGGAGAGACCUAACUUAUCUCUCUGCUUUGCAAAAGGACUUUUAGAGAGAAUUGCUUAAGAUGCAGCGCCUUGAAAAAGGGCAAAUCUGGGCAGUUGCUCCCUCCAAAUAACAACCUGGCUGACCUGCAACCCUGGAAGUUUGCUUUUUUUUUUACCCCCGAAGAACAUUUGUAACAAUUGAAAGUCUAUAAAAUAACCUUGAAAUGAUAUUCCGUAUAUUUUUCCAUUUCAAAUGUGGUUUUCGGGUUUUGAAGUGCGGCCUGUGGAGGGGCUUGGCAUGGGUGGCUUGGCCGUUCUGCCUCGUGUAACCUGGUGGCACCUCGAGCCAUCUCCCUGGGAUGAGAUGGGAUCGGCAGCGCUACUCUGAGGCGUUUAAGAAACCCAAACGUCAGGGUAAACUGUGGAAUUCAUCUGUAGGUUUCUAAUUGUGAACUGUAAAAUAAAGAAUAAAAAGAGAGGCACACUGUUGUUCUUCUGUUGUGUGUAUAGUAGUUUUUAUGUUAAAACAUAGCAUCCUUUUUACUGUCCACAGCUAAGCUUUCUUUUGAGAAGGGUUCCAACAGAAAUGUGUGGGUUUGGUUCUUCAUGAGAAGAAACAUAAUUGCUUUCUAGAGCAGAAUAGCAUCCAGUUGUGUCACGGAUAACCUGUGGAGGUUGGACUCGUGUCCUCGUUCAAAUGAAGCCGCAGUCACUGAAAUCCCCAGGUAGGCUGCUGGGCACUGCUGAGUCUGACUGAACCGUGCAAGGGAUGAGCUGCUCUUGUUAUUCCAACGUGGAUAUUGAACUGUUUCAGUCUCUUGUGCUUGCCUCGAAGCAAGACAGAUUAUCGUUGUUAACUGAAGGCAUUUUUUCCCCAAUCCCCUUUCAGCUUGUCCAAGCGCACAGGCACAUUCCCGAGCUCAGCUUUGCCGUCGCUGAAAUACCAGGUUUUUGCAAAUAAGUAAUGGAACAGCUGACUUGGCUGCCAUUGCUGGGUUUGAGACGGAUAUUCUGGGUACCCUGUAAAUAGGUAGAGAGCAUUUGUAG
This is a messenger RNA of Cuculus canorus (common cuckoo), 4412 nucleotides long. RefSeq names its product dehydrogenase/reductase 11 (gene DHRS11). Gene Ontology annotation, molecular function: oxidoreductase activity. NCBI's taxonomy places the organism in Eukaryota, Metazoa, Chordata, Aves, Cuculiformes, Cuculidae. Bases 62 to 829 code for a protein of 255 amino acids. The record is from RefSeq and is a predicted model, not a curated record. The transcript is spliced from 7 exons.